Messenger RNA from Zootermopsis nevadensis, 3290 nucleotides. RefSeq names its product solute carrier family 25 member 44. Gene Ontology annotation, molecular function: branched-chain amino acid transmembrane transporter activity. Gene Ontology annotation, biological process: branched-chain amino acid transport; transmembrane transport; branched-chain amino acid catabolic process. Lineage: Eukaryota; Metazoa; Arthropoda; Insecta; Blattodea; Termopsidae. The record is from RefSeq and is a predicted model, not a curated record. Gene Ontology annotation, cellular component: mitochondrion.
CGGCACAUGGAUUUGGUAGCAUCUGAUUUGACGUCACAAUAUGGUGCAGUUUAGUCUUCUGAGUCUUACUUUAUUACGAAAACGAUGGCGUUUAUGCUAUGGCCACUAGUCGUAGCAAGUUCUAUUAUGUUAUUUUAGUAGAAUUACGAAAGGGUACAUGGACAUUUUUUAUUUAGACACAACAAUUAUGCUGACAUUACCAACAUUUGCUGCUUAUGAAGCAAGUUGGAGUUCAUGACGUAAUGAGAUGUUACCGACUGAUGAUAAAGGUUAAGCUUUAAGCAUGACAACCGCUGUGGAGUCUCCACAGUUUAUUCGAACAAUUGAAUGGGAUAUGAUGGACAAAAGCAAGUUUUUCCCCCUGAGUAUGCUUAGUACAUUUUCAGUUCGAUGUGUGCUCUAUCCUUUAACUGUUAUCAAGACCAGACUGCAAGUGCAAAGACAUGAUCAGAUGUACAAAGGUAUGAUUGAUGCAUGGAGCAAGAUUUACCGAUAUGAGGGAGCAUCAGGGUUAUAUCGUGGUUUCUGGGUGAGCACAUUCCAAAUUGUGUCUGGAGUAUUCUACAUCUCAACGUAUGAAGGUGUACGACAUGUAUUGACCCGCUAUGAUGCUGACACAAGGAUGAAAUCUCUUGUAGCUGGAGGAUGUGCAUCACUCGUAGGGCAGACUAUUGUUGUCCCAUUUGAUGUGCUCAGUCAGCACCUAAUGGUUCUUGGAAAAGAGAACAAGGUGAUGCUGAAUCCACUGGGCAUAUCACUUGAUCCAGCCCGUUCACGUCUCCAGGUGACUACAGAUAUAGCACGACAAAUAUAUUUACAUGACGGUGUGCGAGGUUUCUACAGAGGCUACGUUGCUUCAUUAUGCGCCUAUGUACCAAAUUCUGCCCUAUGGUGGGCCUUUUAUGAUCUGUAUCAAGAUCACUUGCAUGCAGUACUUCCUAACUGGGUGUCACAUUUAUUCAUCCAGUGCAUGGCUGGAACUCUUGGUGGCUUCACAACAACAUUAAUUACCAAUCCAUUGGACAUUAUUCGAGCAAGACUGCAGGUUCAGCGUUUGGGCUCUAUGCAGAGGACAUUCCACAUCUUGUGGUCAGAGGAGCGAUUACGAAUGUUCACCAAGGGCCUGUCAGCUCGUCUAGUACAAUCAGCUUGUUUCAGCUUUGCCAUCAUCUUGGGUUAUGAGACUAUCAAGCGAAUGAGUAUCAUUGAGGAGUACCGUGAUUAUAUACGAUGGUAGCUGGUUCUAUCAACUGAUGAUUUGUAGUGUUAAUGCAUUGUGGAGUUUAAUAGCAGAAUUAGUAAAGUGUUUUCACUAUGUGUUACAUUGAUCAAUAAACAAAAAUUGCAAUACUGUUGCAUUUUUUGUCAUCUAUGUUAAAAUAUUUAUGGACAGGUGACUGAAUAUAUGAUACAUUAAGUAUGGAAUUAGGGUAGGCCUUUUUCUUUCAAAUGAUGUUUGAACCAUUGUGAUCAUCUCUUAGGCUAAAAUUGACCAUACUACCUUUCCAGUGGGUCCGGUUUAGCCUUACAGAUAUUUUAUUUUUUGACGUAAAUACAUCUAUACGGAAGGGUCAUUUGGCAAAAAAAGCGUAACGAAGAUGCGUAAUGAAAAUGUGAAAGAUCCAUAUCAACAAUGUGUAAAUAUGUACCAACAACAAUGGUCAGCUUUUUACAUUACUGCUGUCAACAAUACGCUUUUGUUAUUGCGGAAAGAGCUGAGCUGUGAAUCGCUUGUAGAAGAAGUGUCGUAGACUAGAUAAUUUUGUGCUGGUAAAAACGUUUUAGAAUAUCAAAAGUACUUAUCUUAUAUAAGAAUUAUUACAUUUCAUUACAUUACAGAGAUGUAUUUACGUCAGAUUCUCCGGAACCGUGGUUCCACUGUCAACUUUUUUUCUAUAGAUAGGUUACCAGGCCAGUGGGCAGCCCUGACCCUGGGGGACCAUCUGGAAGGUAAAUAACGUGGAAAGUUUGACAGUACAUUAUGUAACUUGUACUAAAUUUAGUUCCAUUGCUAGAAGGUGAUAAUAUUAUGUAUGCCCUUGUGAACUAUUGAAAAGUUGAUAUAUGUUCUAUUAUAUUUAAAAGUUUACUCUUUCAUGUGAAUCUUCUACAAUCUGUGCACUAAAUAUGCUUGUGACUAAAUGAUUGUUUAAUUUUUAUAAAUGCUAAUCCAUGUCAGUUUGAUGUGUACAGGAUGUGCAUUCAUAUUUAGGUUUUAUGAUAUUUUUUUUCCCUUCAACUUCUCAGUGUCCACUAUUGGACAUAGGUCUCCCAUUUGGGGAUUUUUAGCCAUACACUACCACACUGGCCAGUGUGGGUUGGUAGCGGACAAACAUCCAUGCCUUGAGUGGGACUUGAACCCACGGUCGCAGCAGUCAGGCGCAUGAGGAUCAUGCCUCAAACUAAGUGGCUACUGCGGCCGGCUUUAUGAUAUUAUGUCUUAUUAAUUGUGUUAGACCAGUAUUUCCAAAAAAUAAAAAAAAUAAAGAUAGAUUUGUUCAGAGUAAUAACUGGUUUUUUUCAGGAUAGUACAUGUUCUAAGAUUAUAAUUUAAAAAUGUCAGGCUGCAAUAGCAUAAAGUAGGGCAUACCCUAAUUUGGUUGUACCACAAUUCAGGUAGCUAGAAGCAUCUUGGUACAGAGACCUAUUUUCAAAAAGUUUCGUGAAGAAUGAAGUGACACUGGAGUAGAUUUUUGUCAUGAGUUUUUCAUUUUCCCUGUAUCAGUCAUCAUUCCACCAUUGCUCUACACUCAGCUACCACCACCACAUCAAGUAUGCGAUAAUCCUUACCACACAGUGAAUUAUCAUACCCUUGGUCCUAGGUUAGAGGCUUUAUCUCUGAUCUGGCUUUGGAGUAAAUCCAUUUUAGCUUUUUUAUGUGUAUGGGAAUAUUCUAUAUUUUGACUAGAGUGAAUAAGGAUGUAACAGAUGCAUUGAAAGGCUGUGGUUAAGUGCAAAAAAUGUAACACAUUGUUGAUAUGAACCCCAUAUUUAUUAUGACCAUUCUUAAUACAAUAAAUGUAAAUAGUGAUCAGUCUCUUGACAUUUUCCAAUAGAAUGCAACUAUUUGUAGCUGGUAGUGUGCAAAAAAAAGCUUUGUAUUGAAUUACACUAUUACUAUAUAAGCAUUAUAGCAUAUUAAAAAUUUUAAGUUACCUGUAAGAUUUUAUGACACGUCAUUUUGUAUAUUUAAUGCUUUCAGUGUUUGCAGUGUUUGGUUUCGAUAUGUAUGCCUUGAGGUUAUGUCUGAACCAAAUGUAUAUACUUAUUAAACUGAUAUUCAUCCACUA